AUGGCGGCGGUGAAGAAGUACACGGUGGCGCUCUUCCUCGCCGUCGCCCUCGUGGCGGGGCCGGCCGUCUCCUACGCCGCCGACGCUGCCUACACCCCGGCCGCCCCAGCCGGAGCCGCCGGGACACAGCCCAAGGCGACGACCGACGAGCAGAAGCUGAUGGAGAAGAUCAACGACGGCUUCAAGGCGGCCGUGGCGGCCGCAGCCGGCGUCCCUGCGGCGGACAAGUACAAGACAUUUGAUGCCACAUUCAGCGAGGCCUCUAACAAGGCUUUCGCGGAGGUCCUCAAGGGCGCCGCCGCCGGCCAGUACGCCGGCCAGUCCAGCUCCAUGGCCAAACUCUCCAGCAGCCUCGAACUCUCCUACAAGCUCGCCUACGACAAAGCCCAGGGAGCCACCCCCGAGGCCAAGUACGACGCCUACGUCGCCACCCUCACCGAGUCGCUCCGCGUCAUCUCCGGCACCCUCGAGGUCCACUCCGUAAAGCCCGCCGAGGAGGAGGUCAAGGGGGUCCCCACCGGCGAGCUGAAGGCCAUCGAUCAGGUCGACGCCGCCUUCAGGACCGCCGCCACGGCCGCCGACGCUGCCCCGGUCAACGACAAGUUCACCGUCUUCGAGACCGCCUUCAACAAGGCCAUCAAGGAGACCACGGGCGGCGCAUAUGAGAGCUACAAGUUCAUCCCGGCCCUCGAGGCCGCUGUCAAGCAGGCGUACGCCGCCACCGUCGCCGCCGCGCCGGAGGUAAAAUUCACCGUCUUUCAGACCGCCCUGAGCAAGGCCAUCAAUGCCAUGACCCAAGCCGAGAAGGAUGCCGCAGCCACCGCCACCGCCACCGCUGGGGCCAGCGCCGGCGCCACUGCCGGUGGCUACAAAGCCUGA
Triticum turgidum subsp. durum (durum wheat) is the source of this 879-nucleotide messenger RNA. The record is from the annotation of a GenBank genome assembly. NCBI's taxonomy places the organism in Eukaryota, Viridiplantae, Streptophyta, Magnoliopsida, Poales, Poaceae.